AUGACUAAAGCCCUGGCUCGCCCUGGCACAGCAGUCGAGGCCCGGCUAUUAACAGCCAUUUUCGGCCCGACUAUUGGAAAUCCAGACAUGAACAAAUGUUACUUUCGGAUUUCCCCAUCCCGCCCUUUCAUUACUAUUCUUUACAAGAUUCUUCGUUGUCAAGCCGCCAAAGUGGAGAGUGUGAUUGCAGAAGGGGGCGCUUCUCGUUUCAGUGCUUCUUCGGGCGGAGGAGGAGGUAGGGGUGCAACUCAGCACUAUCCCAAGACUGUCGGUAACAGCGAGUACCUGGGGAAAACCCCAGGGCCUGGCGUUCAGAGAUGGGUUCCUUCAAGAAGCACUAGACGAGAUGUCAACUCCAAUGAAAAAGAACUUCACGAUGCAAUAUUUAGGAAAGUAAGAGGCAUACUUAAUAAACUGACCCCUGAAAAGUUUGACAAGCUAUGCCUUGAGCUUCUCAAUGUGGGCGUAGACUCUAAACUCGUCCUCAAAGGAGUCAUCUUGCUGAUCGUAGACAAAGCCCUAGAAGAGCCAACAUACAGCUCACUCUAUGCUCAGCUAUGUCUGCGUUUGGCAGAGGAUGCACCAAACUUUGAUGGCCCAUCAACUGAAAUCCAGUCAUCACAAAAGCAGAGCACAACUUUCAGAAGACUUUUAAUCUCCAAGCUUCAAGAUGAAUUUGAGAACCGCACCAAAAAUGUUGACAUUUAUGACAAACAAGACAACCCUCUAUCCUCUGAGGAAGAGGAGCAGCGUGGCAUCGCCAAGAUCAAGAUGCUUGGCAAUAUCAAAUUCAUUGGAGAGCUUGGCAAACUUGACCUCAUCCAUGAGUCCAUCCUUCAUAGGUGCAUCAAAACACUUUUGGAGAAAAAGAAGAGGGUCCAGCUCAAGGACAUGGGAGAGGAUCUGGAGUGUCUCUGUCAGAUAAUGAGGACUGUGGGGCCCAGACUCGACCAUGAAAAAGCCAAGUCUUUAAUGGAUCAGUACUUCGGCCGUAUGCGAUCCUUAAUGAACAACAAGGAUUUGCCUGCAAGGAUUCGUUUCCUACUGCAGGACACAGUAGAGCUGAGAGAGAACAAUUGGGUUCCUCGUAAAGCUUUUAUCGACAACGGACCAAAGACGAUAAACCAGAUUCGUCAAGAGGCAGUGAAGGAUUUGGGUGUUUUCAUUCCACCCAUGAACCAGGGGAUAAGAAUGGACUUCUUCCUAGAAGGCCAUUUCAUGCCGAACAAGAUAAAACUGGACAGAGAAUCUCUUGGGGGAUUGGCAGAUAUGUUUGGUCAGAUGCCUGGCGGCGGCAUUGGGACUGGUCCAGGUGUGAUCCAGGACAGAUUUUCUCCCACCUUAGGACGCCACCGUGGACAUAUGGCUUCUCAACCACAGUCACAGUUUGACUUGGGUCUGAAGCCUUUUGUCAAGUCUAACCAGGGACAGAAUCAGCAUUUUCAAAGCCAGAACCAUUCAAACCAGCAGCAGGUUCAGUCCAAGGACAUGCCACCACGCUUUAAGAAAGGGCAGCUCAAUGCUGAUGAGAUCAGCCUCCGACCUGCUCAGUCAUUCCUUAUCAAUAAAAAUCAAAUGGCAAAACUGCAGUCCCAGAUUCCCAAUAUGAUUCCUCCCAGCGCUCAGCCUCCACGCACACAGACUCCACCACUCGGACAGUCCCAUCAGCUUGGUCUGAAAACCAACCCUCCUCUGAUCCAGGAAAAACCUCAAAAAACUAUUAAGAAACCUGCACCUACCAAGGAGGAACUGCUGAAAAUGACUGAGUCCAUGGCGACUGAGUAUCUUAACAGUAAGAACAUGACUGAGGCUGUCAGUGCCGUGAGAGAGAUGAAAGCACCUAAGCAUUUUCUGCCAGAGAUGUUGAGUAAGAUCAUCUUGUGUUCUUUGGAGCGGACGGAUGAAGAUCGGGAGCAUGCCAGCACUCUCAUUCACACACUCCGAACCGAGGGCUUCAUCACUGGAGAGAACUUCAUGCAGGCUCUUCUGAAUGGAUUGGAUCAGUGCCCUAAGAUUGAGGUGGACAUUCCUCUGGUCAAGUCUUACCUGGCCCAGUUUGCUGCUCGAGCUGUCAUCGCUGACCUGGUCAGUGUGGCCGAACUGGCUCAUCCACUGGAGAACGGAAAUCACUUUCCCCUGUUCUUGCUGUGUCUGCAGCAAGCUUCCAAAUUGAAGGACCGUGAGUGGCUCACAGAGCUCUUCCAGCAGAGCAAGGUCAACAUGCAAAAGAUGCUUCCUGAAAUUGACCAGAAUAAAGAUCGUAUGCUGGAGAUUCUGGAUGGUAAGGGUCUGAGUUUCCUUUUCCCCUUGCUAAAACUGGAGAAGGAACUGCUGAAACAGAUCAUUGCAGACCCUUCCCCUGGGUCCAUCUAUAAGUGGAUCAAAGACAAUAUCUCUCCCAAACUCCACACUGAUAAGGGCUUCAUCAACAUACUUAUGACCAGCUUUCUGCAGUAUAUCGUGGCUGAACUUGGUCUGUCUGAAGGGGAUGAGCAACUGUCCUCUCCUUCGAAAGAACAUCUUGAUCAGGAGAAGCAACUGCUACUAGCCUUUAAGCCAGUCAUGCAGAAGUUCCUUAACGAUCACACAGAACUGCAGGUCAGCGCUCUCUACGCUCUGCAGGUGCACUUCAACGCCAACGCUUUCCCAAAAGGUGUGUUGCUUCGCUACUUUGUCAACUUCUAUGACAUGGAGAUCAUUGAGGAGGAAAGUUUCCUAGCAUGGAAAGAAGACGUUUCUCAAGAAUUCCCUGGGAAAGGAAAAGCCUUAUUCCAGGUGAAUCAGUGGUUGACUUGGCUGGAGACAGCAGAAGACGAGGAGUCAGAGGAGGAAGCCGACUGAUGAACCAGACUAAUCCUCCCCGUGCAUACUUUUAUCCUGAUAGAUAACAUGCCAUCUUCUCUUUGGUUCCUUUACUUUUUGCUGUAAUUCACUCUUAUCUAAACUGCUGCUAGGCUCAUGAAUUAACCGCAAGACAAAGUAAUGCCAUCUUCAUCAUAAUAUUUCCUUGUGCUUGCAUCAUAGCCAAUGUUAGGUGUGUCAGUUUUGAGUUUGAGAUGAUAAAACGACCACUUUGUUAAAUCAGUAUACAUAUUUCUUUGUCUCCUAAUUUCUAAUUUUUUUUAGACAUAAGAAAAUGUGGUUAAGUCCCAUCUUUCUUACAUGUGUAACCUAGUUUGUGUUUUGCGGUAUAAGAGUGGAUGGAAAACCUUUUGGUGUCCCAGCAGAAGUGAAGCUGUCGAUAUAGAAGCAAUAGUUUGUUGUCUUUUUGGAGAUGGAUUAGAAAUUAAACUGAGAUCCUGGUUGAGUGGCCUUCAUAGGUUACGCUGUUGACGCUUUUAGUGUUAUUCUGGGUCCGUUGCAAUAUCCUUUAACCUUCACGUGCAUGAUUUUAAAAAUAAUCUGUUAAACUGUAAUCACUGACUGGUUGCUAUAAAGUUCUAGCAGUUUCCAUUUCUACCUCCUCAUGAAUAAUCUUUAGUGCUGGCUUCAGACAUGUCUUAAGUCUUGAGAUCCAGUUAAUCUCCAUAGUCAUUCAGACAAUUUCAUACAACACACUACCUAAAGCCACAGCUUGCAGUAGAUCUGAAUGUCUAUUGAAGAUAUGUGUUAGUGAGAAGUCCAGCUAACUGAAUGAAUGCCUCCGCUGCCCCAGCCUUACUCAUUGUCUACUGUGUGUUCUGACAAGGUAACUGAAAUGUAAUCUAUUACAGCAAUAGUAACGUCUUUUAGGCCCCAGCAAUCUGCUGCAAAUGAAACAUCUUAAACGUGUAUCUGGUGGAUUAUUUUAACCUGCCUUUGGAUAAGUCAUUAAAAGUUAAUUAAAUAAAAAGGUUUCACAAAAAAAGAGAAAAGGCUUCUGCCCUUGACAAUAGAUGGUUUGACAACAACCGUUUAUUGUCAGGUGUUUUAAUUAUUUGACAAAGUUAUUCUUGUUUGUUAAACGGCAAUCCAGAUGUAAGAAAUUAAAUGGUUUAUGAUCAUGACAUUGUAAAGCAUAUUUUGCUGUAUUCAUCACCACUAUUGCUGAAUUUACAAUAAAGAAAAUACUUGAUCAAUAUA
This is a messenger RNA of Triplophysa dalaica, 4062 nucleotides long. It is a transcript of the gene eif4g2b, whose product is annotated as eukaryotic translation initiation factor 4, gamma 2b. Gene Ontology annotation, cellular component: eukaryotic translation initiation factor 4F complex. NCBI's taxonomy places the organism in Eukaryota, Metazoa, Chordata, Actinopteri, Cypriniformes, Nemacheilidae. Gene Ontology annotation, molecular function: translation initiation factor activity; protein binding; mRNA binding. The record is from RefSeq and is a predicted model, not a curated record. The coding region runs from base 1 to 2841 and encodes 946 amino acids. The transcript has 21 exons.